AUGGCCAUAAUGGUGUUUCAAGGGCAUAAGGGUUCAGCGGGGCCCUCUAAGGAGCCGAUUAUUCAACUGGUCGAUUCAGAUUCCCCAAGAGAUGAAGCGGUUCAUCCGGCAGAAUCCGACAACCAGUCUACCGGAACCAAGCAAUCCUCAGUGGGCAAAAGUUCCACGGUCAUGUCUCGCCGUUAUGUUACUCGAAAAAGAAUAGUCCCUGCUGCAGUUCUCCGUCACCUGCUCACUGAUGCUCAAGAGAGGUAUGUGUCCUUCUCAUCCUGCCCAAUUCUAGAGGAACGGCUAAUUGAGUUUGCUGAGGAACACAAGGGGAUUGAAUCGCUUGUUGUUGAUGCUGGUUUGAGGAGCAUUCUGAGUCUGGUGCAGCCGUAUGCUAAAGAUGUGGUCCAUGAGUUUUACAUCCAUCUCUCGUUUGCCAAACAUGUCGAUGAUGUAGCUGCUGUGUGGGUCUGUGGCCAUGAGACAAUGCUGUAUAAGGUCUGCAAUGCUAUACCGAUUGACUUUAGAAAAGUUGUGUUUGAUCAGGUCGUGUAUCAGUCUCGUUUUGGAGAUAAAAAGUGGAAUCUUGUCUUCCCAAGUAUCAUCUAUAAACUCCUUCUGCGAGAAGCUCCAAUAGUUCAGGAUCAUGAGAUCCUUCUGACUCCUAUCCUCACCUACAAGCGAGUUGCAACCAUGGCAACGACCAAACAGGAAACAGCUCAGGCUGUCAAGAAGGAAUGCAGUCGACCUGAAGUCUCAACCUCGACUGCUGCUGGAUCUAAGACCUUCACUCUCUCGAAUUUUUAUUUCGCUAGAACCGGGUGGCUAACCAUUGCUCUCUUACCAUCCACAAUCGCUCUAUUCUUGUUGGCAUCAUCAGGAAGUUUGUCAGCGUUACAAGCAGGAACAACUCUUAUCGGUCUAAGCUCAGGUUUCAUAUUUGCAGCAGCGGUUUCUAUCACAUCUGAGCUAUUUGGACCCAACAGCGUCGGGGUUAACCACAACAUACUCACAAUAAACGUACCGAUAGGAUCGUUGGUCUACGGUUUCUUAGCUGCUUUGGUCUAUGAGUCCCAUAGCAUGGCAGGGUCAAACACCCAGUCAGUUAUAUAUAUGGGACGAGACUGUUACCAUCUAACGUUUUUGUGGUGGGGAUGCUUGUCGGUGAUUGGGCUAGCAUCAAGUUUCUGA
Messenger RNA from Thlaspi arvense, 1179 nucleotides. The record is from the annotation of a GenBank genome assembly. Lineage: Eukaryota; Viridiplantae; Streptophyta; Magnoliopsida; Brassicales; Brassicaceae.